CAGAAGAUCAGCGAAAACGGGGUCAACACGCUCCUGAUGAAGUUCGUCAAGGUGUCCCAACAGCAGCACCAUGGCGGGCAGAACGACGAGACCAUCACCGCCAGCGAGCAGGGUGAAAGUGACCAACCACAAGCGGCGGGGCGAUCGGACACCGGUGGUGCAAGCCGAGGUCAGAGCCGCCGUAUCCAGGGCGAGCUGCCCAUCAACCAGGCCACCCUGUUGGGCACACUCUUCCUCUUUUGCCACGUCUGCCUUGAAGUGGCGCAAUUGCGUGGGGCCAAGAUCACUGAGGAAGAGAAGGAGAGCUACUGGCAUCUGUGGCGUUACAUCGGCUACAUGCUCGGCAUCGAUGAUCAGGUGAUGCCGCAGAAAUACGACGACGGACUCUCAGCCAGGUUGGGCGCGAUCUACCGGGAAAGGCAGCAACCGGACUACACCAGCAAGCUGCUGACCACGAGCACGGUGGAUGCGAUGGCCGACCUGCCCAGCAUUCCCUUCAAUCGUCCGCUUUUCAACGUUUCCAUCCGCAAGUUUCUCGGCGAGCCCCUGAGCAAUGCGCUGGGCAUCGGUUUGCUUUCCAAUAGCGGACGGACAGGGCGACUGUGGCGAAGUGGUGGGUGUCGAAGUACUGCUACGUGCUGUGCGACACGUUCAACGUCGUCUUCCCGCCCCUCAAGCAGCUGCAGAACUACCUCUUCUGGCGCUUCGUGGACGAGGUCUACCAGGAGUACUUCACCAUUCACCUCCCUCCUCCUUCGCUCCUGCCCGACUCCUCUUCUUCUUCAUCUUCUUCUUCUUCAUCUCUUUCCUCUUCAUCGCCACCAAACCUGCCCACAGCAUUUUUGUCCCUUCCUAUCCGGCUCCUCGAGUGGCUCUACACAGAAGGCCACCACACUGGUGCGAUGCCCCUUUGGUGGCUGA
Acanthamoeba castellanii str. Neff is the source of this 921-nucleotide messenger RNA. RefSeq lists its product as uncharacterized. The transcript has 4 exons. The annotation marks the transcript as partial. Gene Ontology annotation, molecular function: oxidoreductase activity. NCBI's taxonomy places the organism in Eukaryota, Discosea, Longamoebia, Acanthamoebidae. The record is from RefSeq and is a predicted model, not a curated record.